GUGGAGCCUGGGGAAUCCCACAUCAAGGUGUUGGGUGCAGGCUGCGGUGGAGGGGCCAGCUAUCUCAUGCCACAACAUUAUCACCUGGGGUAGUGUUUGGUGUAUGACGCUGAUGCUUGGACUUUGCUCUCUGUUCACAGGCGCUGGACGUUUUCAACUAUCACUCUGAGAAACAGUGCAGGCAUAUAAGAAUUAAAUUUGUAAUAAAUCUACAGUUAAAAUGGACAGUUAUUUUAAAGCAGCUGUCAGUGACCUGGACAAACUCCUUGAUGAUUUUGAACAGAACCCAGAUGAACAAGAUUAUCUCCAAGAUGCACAGAAAGCAUAUGCUUCUAACUACUGUCCGGUGUCAUCGGAGCUGGCGUCCUCACAGCUAACAUCGCUGCUCCCUGACGGCCAACAGUGCCAUCAUCACUGUGGCCCAGCGGAAACAUGCUAUGAAACAAAUGAGAUUUCCUUGAAUGAAAAAACACCUGAAGGACUGACUUCUCUACAUAACGGAAAGAACGUCGCAGGCCUCGAUCUCCUCUCCUCUGUGGACGCCGGCACUUCCGCCGCCGCCACGCCCUCGUACAUGGGACGGUGCAGUGAGCCGGUCUGUGAUCUGAUCAGCCACACGGGCGACUUAGUUCAUGCCACCAGCAGUGAAGAGGAUAUUAAAAAGUUACUGCCAGACGAUUUGAAGUCCAAUACAGAGUCUCUGAUUGGAUUGGACUUCUCAGUGUCAGAUAGUCCCGCUGUUUCUUCGACAGAUUGGGCGAGUGGGAGUGUCGCAGAACAGAAUGAGAACAACUCUGAAUGGCAAACGGAAGGAAUCAGUGGAACCAAGGAUUCAGGUUUAGAAGCAGACUUAACACUUUCAGAUUCUAGUAAGCCUAACAGAACAGAAGAUUUAGAGGAUGAAAAGACGCCUGGUCGUUUAGCACCAGCUGUGGAGUUGAACACAUCCUCGGCGGCGACUCAGCCGAGUGCCAGAUUGUCUGAUGCCAAAGACAGCCUCCAGGACAAGAGUCAGCCACGUGAAGCCUUGAAGGAAGGUCGCCGUUUGGUACAAGAAGAGCUGGAGGUGGCUGUGGUUCCUAGCGCAGAGCGCGUAAUAGAAGGAGGUGGCGCAAGUGCUGUGCCUGGGGAUGGUUUACUCUUAAAUGAUUCACGUUCAGAAGGUGAAAAUUUCAGAUUACCUGAGUUUUCCUUUCAGGAAGGUAGAACUCCUACAUUUAUAAAACAAAUUGGCGAAAAAGAUCCUGAAGACAAUAACGAUGUGGUCCACGAGUGCUCCCCGGCUUUACAUGUUUCCAGAGAGGACGCUCCUUCCUCUGUGUCCUGUCUUCCCUUGCCUGGCUCUCUGUGUGGGUCAUUCAUGGAGAGCAAAGCCUGUGGUGAUUUGUCACCUCCCAGCGCCCAUGAGGACCCUGUGCAGGAUGCAGGGGCUGUGCGUGACGGGCAGAAGUCAGCUCUGGCUGGGGGACGCUGCAGAGAGAGAGAGCUGCUCCAGGAGCAGAGGCGCAGCCAUGUGCUCCUUCAGCCACAAGCUGAGAGGACGAGCAACGGGAAAGUUGAUCACGACCAGGUGGUCAGCAGGGCUGAGUCUCUGAGGGACCCUGAGCACACCAGUGCUCCCGCAGCCGCAGGGCCCCAGGUGGAGCUCUGUGGUGCUGACGCCCCCGAGCCUCCCGACCCUUGUGAAGGGCUCACAUUCUCAUGCAGUGAUAUAGGUGAGCAGGACUUGGAUUACUUUAAUAUUGAUGAGGGAAUGAAAAGUAGCUCAUUAAUCAGUGAUGCUGAGCUUGAUGCCUUCUUGACAGAACAGUAUCUUCAGACCACUAGCUUGAAGUGUUUUGAAGAAAAUUUUAAUGACUCAAACUCUCCAAGCAACCUGACAGAUGUGAAGGGUUUAGGUGAAGGUAACAUGGAAAAUAUGUAUUUUAAUGCUGAAGCAGGAGCUGCUGGGCAAAGUGGAGGUGUCAGUAUGGUUUGUGAAGCAGCUGACAAGCACAGUAUAACAGAAGCCAGUGGGUUUCCUUCAGUGGAAAAAAGCACAAGUCCACUUGAUCAAGGGUUGUCUACCGGUCAGUCUGAAGCAGUGAAUGAACUACCAGUCCCUGACACCAACAGUCAGCCUGCUUAUGUGGGUGGGGCCAGACCAAAGCAGUUGUUUAACCCUCCAUCCAGGACAAGGAGUUCAAAGGAACAGAGCCAGCUGGAUGAUCCAAAUAUGCCAGAAGAUGAAGCCAGCAGAGUGAAUACCAACACUGCAGCCACUUGUGCUGCAGAUUGUACUGCAGAGCCUCAGGCUAACUUCAACUCCAAUUACAUCGAUAUAGAAAGUAAUUUUGAAGGUGGACGCAGUCUUAAAGCUGCGAAUGAAGAUGCUGAAGCUGAAGGCACAUGCACAGGAGGCUUGGCGUUGGGCCGGAAACAACCUGCAUGGGUCCCUGAUGCACAAGCUCCAAACUGCAUGAAUUGCCAAGUCAAGUUCACUUUCACAAAACGACGACACCACUGCCGAGCAUGUGGGAAAGUAUUUUGUGGUGUCUGUUGUAAUAGGAAGUAUAAGCUGCAAUAUCUAGAAAAAGAAGCGAGAGUGUGUGUGACCUGCUACGAGGCUAUUAGUAAAGCUCAGGCUUUUGAAAGGAUGAUGAGUCCAACUGGCCCUAAUCUUAAGUCUAACCAUUCUGAUGAACGUGCCACUGCCCAGCCUCCUCAGGAGACCCAGCCAACCAGUGCACCUUCACCUUCAGCUCUGCCAGUCUCAGCGCUUAAACAGCCAGGUAUAGAAGGACCGUGCUCCAAAGAACAGAAGAGAGUGUGGUUUGCAGAUGGCAUAUUGCCUAACGGUGAAGUUGCAGACACAACGAAGUUAACAUCUGGAAGUAAGAGAUGUUCUGAUGACUUCAGUCGUCCCUCACUUGACAUGCCCACGACGGCAGACACAGCGAAUCACGUCCAUCCUUCUACACUGGAGAAACCAAUCAAUGAACCAGGAGAAGUUACAAGAAAUGAAAUAAUCCAGAGUCCCAUUUCUCAAGUUGCACCUGUGGGAAAGCUGCCUGUCCUCACAGGCGCUGAGGGGCUGCCUGCUGCAGGUUCCUUUGUACUAGAUGAUGAUGUUUUUACAGAGAGUGAAGACCUGCCUGGUGCCCCUGGUGUCCCCGUGAGCAAGAGCUGGCCGACUGCUGGGAUUUUGGACUAUCAGUUACUCUGUGGGAUUGAGAAACACGUUUGCAGUAAGAUUAGCCUUCUGCCUGAUGAGGGGGACGGUUUGCCCCCACUGCUCACUGCUGCCGGAGAAGAGGGAUCAGCCCCUGUAGUUGAAGAGCACCCAUCGCACGAGCAGGUCAUUUUGCUUCUUGAAGGUGAAGGGUGUCAUCCUGUCACAUUUGUCCUAAAUGCUAAUCUCCUUGUGAAUGUGAAAUUAGUUUUUUAUUCCUCAGACAGAUAUUGGUACUUCUCCACCAGUGGAUUGCACGGCUUGGGACAGGCAGAAGUCAUGAUUUUGUUGUCACGUUUGCCAAAUGAAGAUACUAUCCCUGUGGACAUUUUCAGACUGUUUGUCACCAUAUACAAGAGUGCUCAGAAAGGAAAAUACAUAGAAGACUUGGACAAUGUGACAUUUACUGAGAGCUUUCUCAAUAACAAGGAUCACGGCGGGUUCCUGUUUGUUGCACCCACUUUUCAGAACCUCGACGGGCUCCCACUGCCGAGGAGGCCUUUUCUCUGUGGGGUUCUCAUCCAGAAGCUGGAGAUCCCCUGGGCCAAGGUUUUCCCUAUGCGCUUAAUGUUGCGAUUGGGUGCCGAAUAUAAAGCAUACCCCACUCCUCUAACCAGUAUCCGGGGCCGAAAACCUCUCUUUGGAGAAAUAGGACACACUAUUAUGAACUUACUUGUUGACCUUCGGGACUACCAGUACACCUUGCAUAGCAUAGAUGAGCUGUUGAUUCAUAUGGAAGUGGGGAAGAGCUGUGUUAAAAUACCUCGGAAGAAGUACGGUGAUGUGAUGAAAGUGAUCAAUUCUUCUAACGAGCAUGUCAUUAGCAUUGGAGCCAGUUUCAGUACAGAAGCUGAUUCUCAUCUGGUCUGUGUACAGAACGAUGGGGUUUAUCAAACCCAGGCCAACAGCGCCACUAGCCAUCCCAGAAAAGUGACAGGUGCAAGUUUUGUGGUAUUCAAUGGAGCGCUGAAAGCAUCUUCAGGAUUUCUUGCUAAGUCCAGCAUUGUUGAAGAUGGCUUGAUGGUUCAGAUAACCCCAGAGACCAUGGAUGCCUUGCGGCUAGCUCUACGAGAGCAGAAGGACUUUAAGAUCACGUGUGGGAAAGCUGAUGCCGCAGAGCUGAGAGAGUAUGUGGACAUCUGCUGGGUAGAUUCUGAAGAAAGAGGAAACCAAGGUGUUAUCAGUUCAGUGGAUGGAAUAUCAUUACAAGGAUUUCCAAGUGAAAAAAUAAAAUUGGAAGCCGAUUUUGACACUGAUGAGAAGAUUGUCAAGUGUACUGAGGUAUUCUACUUCCUAAAGGGCCAAGAUACAUCUGUUUCAUCCGCUCAUUACCAGUUUGCAAAAGAAAUCGCCAUGGCAUGCAGUGCUGCCCUGUGCCCACAUUUGAAAACUCUCAAAAGUAACUGGAUAAAUAAGAUUGGGCUCAGAGUUUCCAUCGAUGUUGACAUGGUUGAGUUCCAGGCAGGGUCUGAAGGCCAGCUUCUGCCACAGCAGUACCUGAAUGAUCUCGACAGCGCUCUCAUCCCUGUCAUCCACGGGGGCACCGCCAGCUCCAGCGUGCCCUUCGAAAUGGAGCUGGUGUUCUUCAUUCUAGAACACCUCUUUUAGUGAGGGGAUGUGUCCGAUUAUGUACCGCUAACUGAUUUGUUAACCCUAACUGUAGCACUAAAACGAAAAUGCCACAAACACUAAAAGUCAGUAUGUUCACUGUUUGAAACACAUAUGCUUUGCUUUUUAGGCAGCCAUGACCUUAAAACAUUAGCACAAUAUUUAAAUAUCUGAACGUUUAAAGGAGCCGCAGUUUGGAGCUUUACCUGCAAGACAUCUGUAGCAUUUGCUGUUAUUUCAACGCUAAGCCAAACCAUCUGCACUGAGGCGUAGCUCCUCCAGCCGGGGAGGAUCUGAACACGGGCACUGUACAGAUGUUGCCUGUGAGAGGAAUCUGUGCUGUGUGCUGCCAGGUGGGCACUGCCCUCCAGGCUGUGUCCUCCAGUGGGCGGACCAGGUGGGAGAGCUCAGAGCUCUCCAAAUAAAGCUGGUAACUUAUUUGUAUAACUGUAGUGGAGACCUACCUCCAUGACUAGAAAAACUGUUGGGAUGAAAAUCAGAAGAUUGCCUUUUUUUCUCCUCAAAUUAUUUUAUAUAUAUAUAUAAUAUAUCAUUUUCCUGAUUAAAUGGGUAUUCUUAAAAUAAGUGUGGGUGCUUCAAGAUUUUGUGCUUCUAUAUUUAAGUAUAUUGUUUUUAUAGCAAGGACAUAUGGUUUGGUAUAUAUUUUAUAAGUCCUUCAUAAUUUAUAAAUAGUGGAUAUUUUUGUAUCCCGUUAUUUUUCCUCCUUUUCUUCCAAAGCGUACUGCUCUGAGAGGAAGCGAUGGCAGGCCGAGCAACCCUCGCUGCAGUCAUGGUGUAGCAAUAAGUGCAGCCUGGAACAGGUUCUUUGUUUUUUUUUUUUUUUUAACUUUCAUAUUAAUCCUUAGAAACUACCUGGUAAUCCUGAGUAAUUUCAUUGACACUAAUAAGUAUAAACUUUAAGGAACUUUUUCAUACUUUAAAUUCUUUAUAUGGUGGUUAUUUUUAUAACAGGCUAUUAUAUAUUACCACAAGUAAAUUCUAUAUAUUUGAAACAUACAGAGCUUUCUUCUUGAAAUAGCAAAAAAAAAAAAAAAAGCUUCAGGGGACAGGGAAUAGGGUGGGCAGAAGGGAGAAAGACAAGGCAAAGGGCAAAUAUUCUGUCAUUUGAGGUAUUUAAAGUGUAACCAGUUUGAUCCUUUUUUCUUACAUGAAAUCUGUUUUUGUAUCAAAAACACUCAUUGUACAUCUCAAGAAAAAGAAACUACACUAAAAUGUCUCACUUUAAGAAAAAUACUUAGGAAGCAUCUCAGCCCCAAGAGUGGGUGAGGUUCUAACGCGGGAUCUGUGUGUCAGGCUAGGAAAGACGUGAGAGCAUGUGCUCGCUGGUGACCCACACCUGAACCAGCCAGAGACGCAGAGGGAGGGAGAGCAUCAGGCUUCCGGAAACAGCGUGAAACGUGGCGUGCUCAAUAAGAUGACAACAUGUUAUAUAACCUAUGAAAUUUUCUGAAAUGGUGUAAGAUAAAAAUGAUUGCAAAUCAA
Ochotona curzoniae (black-lipped pika) is the source of this 6322-nucleotide messenger RNA. RefSeq names its product zinc finger FYVE-type containing 16 (gene ZFYVE16). Gene Ontology annotation, biological process: endosomal transport; protein targeting to lysosome. Lineage: Eukaryota; Metazoa; Chordata; Mammalia; Lagomorpha; Ochotonidae. Gene Ontology annotation, molecular function: metal ion binding. The record is from RefSeq and is a predicted model, not a curated record. The coding region runs from base 221 to 4819 and encodes 1532 amino acids. Gene Ontology annotation, cellular component: early endosome membrane. The transcript has 18 exons.